AUGUACAUUUUCAUUGCAGCGUUGUCAGUGAACUCUGUUCUUUUUAGCACUGCUGUCUAUCCAAAGCUUUUAAAUGACUUUUUAUCUGAAAAACAGACCAUAUCUUAUUCAGCCUGUCUAUUACAAUUUCACUUAUUUUACUCUUUAGGUGGUUCUGAGUUCUUACUGUUGGCAGCCAUGUCGUAUGACAGAUAUGUGUCUAUAUGUAAACCUCUGCAAUAUCACACUAUCAUGACAAAAACAACGGUCAGUGUUUUCUUGGGUUUGGCUUGGAUUGUGCCUGCUUGUCAGAUUGCAGUACCGGCUGGUUUAAGUGCCAAGGAAAAACUCUGUAGCUUUAUUUUAAAAGGUAUUUUUUGUAACAAUACAGUUUAUAAACUUCAGUGUGUGAUCUCAGGAGCACGUGUUGUACGAGAUAUGAUCAUAAUGCUUAAUGUUGCGCUUGUCCCUGUACUUUUUAUUCUUUUUUAG
Molecule: messenger RNA, 471 nt
Organism: Etheostoma spectabile (orangethroat darter)
Lineage: Eukaryota; Metazoa; Chordata; Actinopteri; Perciformes; Percidae
Product: olfactory receptor 6N2-like
Exons: 1
Coding region: 1-471 (156 amino acids)
Biological process (GO): G protein-coupled receptor signaling pathway; detection of chemical stimulus involved in sensory perception of smell
Cellular component (GO): membrane
Molecular function (GO): olfactory receptor activity; G protein-coupled receptor activity; odorant binding
Source: RefSeq, a predicted model, not a curated record